CUUGGACAGCAUUAUCAUCAUAACUUAUUACAUAAGGACGCUUUCAGGGACCAAAGGUCACCAAGGUGUGCUUGAAAACAAUUCCAGGAGAUGCAGUGGUGCAAAUGGGCCGGCAAAUGGAAAUCUCCCUCAGCAGGACAGUCCACAGGAGCGCAGGAAGAGGACGCCUGUGAUUUCCUGUUUAAGAUUAUCUUCAUUGGAGACAGCAAUGUGGGAAAGACGUGCAUCAUUCACAGCUUCAAGUCUGGAGAGUUUAGAGGAAAUCAGCAUAACACUAUCGGUGUAGACUUUACGGUGCAUACCAUGGAUAUAGAUGGCAAGAAGGUGAAGAUGCAGAUCUGGGACACGGCUGGCCAGGAGCGUUUCCGCACCAUCACACAGAAUUACUACCGCAGUGCCCACGGGGCUAUGAUCACCUAUGACCUGACACGCCGUUCCACCUUUGACUCACUACCUCACUGGAUACAUGCAGUAGAACAGUAUGGAGUUGCCAAUGUAGUCUUUGUACUUAUAGGUAAUAAGUGUGACCUGCAGCCCCAACGACAGGUGUUGUUUGAGGACGCCUGUACUCUGGCUGAACAGAAGGGUGCUCUGGCCGCCCUGGAGACAUCUGCUAAGGAGAACCAUAAUGUACAAGAAGCCUUUGAGCUAAUGGCACGAGAGCUAAUAGUACGAACUGGAGGCUUAAUCCCGCAGGAAGCUCCACUAGAUUCCCCAAAUCUCCUUCUAUACUCUGAGACUCACCCAGUCGAUGAAGUGGAGUCCCUAGGGAAGAAAUCUUGUGACUGCUGAAAUAUUGGGGCUUUAAAGGAAUGAUGUUCUUUCAGAGACCUCUUCUACAUUCUCUAAACACAAGCAUUAACUGCAUUAGUAAAGGGACUUUUGGUUCAAAAGAAAUGGUGACACACUCCAUUCUCCAAUACUUACUACAUUACCGUCUCAGACAGUGCAUACAACACACAGGGGGUCAUGUAUGUACUGUGUGCAAUAUGAUAUUGUAACUGAUAUGAUUAUUUAACUUAUGAAUUAACUUAAACCUUUUGUCUUCUUUUCCCAUGUUAAUGAAAAAUAAAGUGGAGAAAUGA
Molecule: messenger RNA, 1085 nt
Organism: Hemibagrus wyckioides
Lineage: Eukaryota; Metazoa; Chordata; Actinopteri; Siluriformes; Bagridae
Gene: rab19
Product: ras-related protein Rab-19
Exons: 5
Coding region: 91-792 (233 amino acids)
Cellular component (GO): trans-Golgi network
Molecular function (GO): GTP binding; GTPase activity
Source: RefSeq, a predicted model, not a curated record